GCAGCUUAUUGUGAUUACAACAGUGGAGGAUGGUCCGUACAAGCGGCUGUUCUCUGAUUACCAUUAAGCAUGGCCACGCCCGCACUUCACUUCUGACAGUGGGGAAAGAGGCUGUGUGUGACAGCUUGGAAGGUUUACUACUGCCUCAGGUCCUCUUCUCUGCAGUUGAGGUUUCAGGUUUCAAUCCUCCCAAUACCACAAGACAGAGCACCUGGCGGCUGCCGCCUCCGCCUCCGCGCCUUAACCUAGGCGGCUUGCCGAAGAUUUCAGCCCCGCGGCCGCGCACUCGCCCUGCCCUAGACCAGGGUUGGGCGCAGCGGCGGAGGUUGCUUCUUGGCUGCGCGAGCUGCGCGCGCUGGGAGGCGGCGAUCGCAGCUGGGCCGGGACUUCCUUCCUCCACCGCACGACAACAAAACAACCCUGCAGCAGGCACUGAGUGCUUGGCAGCUGUCUGGGCGAGAGGCACAGCGAUGGGGUCCGUGCUGAGCAGCGACAGCGGCAAAUCGGCUCCCCCCUCUGCCACCCCGCGGGCCCUGGAGCGCAGGGGGGACCCGGCGUUGCCCGUCACGUCCUUCGACUGCGCCGUGUGCCUUGAGGUGUUACACCAGCCUGUCCGGACCCGCUGUGGCCACGUAUUCUGCCGUUCCUGUAUUGCUACCAGUCUAAAGAACAACAAAUGGACCUGUCCUUAUUGCCGGGCAUAUCUUCCUUCAGAAGGAGUUCCAGCAACUGAUGUAGCCAAAAGAAUGAAAUCAGAGUAUAAGAACUGCGCUGAGUGUGACACCCUGGUUUGCCUCAGUGAAAUGAGGGCACAUAUUCGGACUUGUCAGAAGUACAUAGAUAAGUAUGGACCACUACAAGAACUUGAGGAGACAGCAGCGAGGUGUGUAUGUCCCUUUUGUCAAAGGGAACUGGAUGAAGACAGCUUGCUGGAUCACUGUAUUACUCAUCACCGAUCGGAAAGGAGGCCUGUGUUCUGUCCACUUUGCCGUUUAAUACCCGAUGAGAAUCCAAGCAGCUUCAGUGGCAGUUUAAUAAGACAUCUUCAAGUUAGUCACACUUUGUUUUAUGAUGAUUUCAUAGAUUUUAAUAUAAUUGAGGAAGCUCUUAUCCGAAGAGUCUUAGACCGGUCACUUCUUGAAUAUGUGAAUCAGUCGAACGCCACAUAAUUUUAUUAAAACGAAGGGAAAAGGGACCACUGAAUUGCACCAUUUAAGAUGCUGCUUGAACAAAUUGAAGGGAAGUUGUCAAUGCUUGAUGGGCAAAAAUGUACAACACAGUUAUAUGUUUGUCCAUGUUUAUUGUUAUAGUGCAUUUAAAAACUGCUUUAAUUUUGAUGAUUUAAAUCUGUUUUACAUCCUUGAGAUUCCUACACAUCUAACAAAAAAAAACUGUCUAUAUCAGUCGUCAUUAUAUGGAAAAGGCACAUGGUAGGCAAGUGGGUGGAGGAUCUC
Molecule: messenger RNA, 1454 nt
Organism: Mandrillus leucophaeus (drill)
Lineage: Eukaryota; Metazoa; Chordata; Mammalia; Primates; Cercopithecidae
Gene: RNF125
Product: ring finger protein 125, E3 ubiquitin protein ligase
Exons: 6
Coding region: 30-1169 (379 amino acids)
Biological process (GO): ubiquitin-dependent protein catabolic process; protein polyubiquitination
Molecular function (GO): ubiquitin protein ligase activity
Source: RefSeq, a predicted model, not a curated record